AUGGAUGAGAAUCCAUACCUCAACCGUCGGAAAUGGUGGAGAAUCGAGAGAGAACGUGAGCUGGAAAGUUCGUAUGAAAACCGGCCUGAAACUUGCAAUUUUCCAGUGGCUUGCGACGGUUCCCGGGGUGGAGAUCAGUCGGGGGUGGAAGAGGAGAGUGGCCCAGUUCGUUUGGGACCGGUGCCGUCGAUCGAAGUGGCCAGAGAUGGUGGUGGCGUGGGUGGUUCUGUUCGGGUGAACAGUAACAGGAAGGAGAAAAUCGAAGAGAGGGAGGAGUGCUCAGGGAGAGAGAAAGAGAAAGUGAGGUAA
Prunus armeniaca (apricot) is the source of this 309-nucleotide messenger RNA. The record is from the annotation of a GenBank genome assembly. NCBI's taxonomy places the organism in Eukaryota, Viridiplantae, Streptophyta, Magnoliopsida, Rosales, Rosaceae.